UUUGUGUGUGUAGCGUUUUUUCCCCCCUUUUUUUGCGCGUCCGUUUCCUUCCCCAAAGCGGUCCAUUCCGGUUGAUUUCCCUUUUGGGCGCUGGGAAAGCUGCGCCCGUCACGGAGCCGCGAUCCUAAAAAAAACAAGGAGAGCCGCGCUGUCCAACUGCGCAGCCUAGGACGCUUUCUUUGGCCACUCGGCUCAUUGACAAGGGCUGGACUGGACCCGGGGAGAUUCCUCUGCCUUCCUCCUCCAGCGGUGCCCGGGGGAACCAAAAGCGCGAUCUGGGAAGGCCGAAGUGGGGCGGGGGGGGGGGACCACCUUUGCCGUCGUUCAGGAUCUCCAACGCUCUCCCGCGCGCUUCCCGGACUUCCCCGCGCGUCCCGAGGGAACCGUCGAAGUUUCCGCGGGCAGAUCCUCCUCCGGCUCUUCUUGGCUGCUUAGCGGACGACUCCAAGGACCGAGGAACCGACGGGACACCCCCCGACUGGAUUUUCCUCCCCGUCUGCGUCCCUGCAGACCCUGGCGCCCGCCGGCCCUCGAGCCCGACUGGAUUUUCCUCCCCGUCUGCGUCCCUGCAGACCCUGGCGCCCGCCGGCCCUCGAGCCGCGACGGCGGAGCCCUCCUCGCUAACGUCUGCGCGAUGCCUUUCUGGAAGCACACGGUGGAGCCUCGGCGGCUGCUCCCUUCGACGGCCGCUGCCCCGCGCCUGGCCAAGCUGCCGCUGGCCCAGCUGCACGAGGUGUGCGGCCUGACGACGCUGGCCCUGCUCCGCCAGCUGGCCGACCUGUGCAGCCACUCGGCGGCGCUGCUGGGCGACCUGGAGGGGCGCCUGCUGGAGCUCUCCCGCCGCGCCCACCGCCUGCGGGGGCGCCUCCGCCGGGUGCGUGGUCUGCUCCGCCCGGGGGCUUCUUCGGAGCCAGACGUUUCAAAGUCCCGUUUGAAACAUCCAGCUGCCUUCUACAGAUGUCCAACUCUGUUGUUCUGAUGCCCACCUUUGUGCAACUCCCU
Thamnophis elegans (Western terrestrial garter snake) is the source of this 1002-nucleotide messenger RNA. RefSeq names its product NHS-like protein 2. The transcript has 2 exons. Bases 635 to 979 code for a protein of 114 amino acids. NCBI's taxonomy places the organism in Eukaryota, Metazoa, Chordata, Lepidosauria, Squamata, Natricidae. The record is from RefSeq and is a predicted model, not a curated record.